AUGGAGGAGUUUUCGCGACUGUGCUGCCUUAUUGUGGAAGAUGUCUAUGGCGGAUUCCUUGCCCGAAUAUUCCAGCAGUUAUCUCAACUGGGCCGACUCUCUGCCAACCAACUUGCUCAAAGAUGUCGUCUUCCCUUGCGGCAUGUCAAGACCGGAAUGGCCGCAUUGAUACAACUUCGACUGAUCUACCACCACACCACCCCCGAUGGCUUGUCGACUUACCAAGCAAACACGUACAAUGCUUAUAAUCUUGUGCGAGCUGGUAAACUCAUGGCGCUAGUCGAAAGGAAUCUUGGCCCGGUUGCCGCCAGAAUUAUGAAAAUUCUGAAUGUUCUCGGUUCUGCAACCGCAGGCGAGCUGGAGUCCAGAGUCUUUGGCGACGAGGCUUCUGGAUUCAAAAGAAAGUCUGCACCACUGACCAAUGGUUUUUCCGACGAUAGGAAUGAACCCGGUGUCGACUCAAGAAGUAAGACGUAUUUCCGGGCUAUGCUGAGGCAACUGGCGGACAAAAAAUACAUUGUGGCCGUUCGUGAUGCUCAUUUCCAGUCUCUGUUCGAUGCCCGUCAAGAUGUCGAGCGCCACUUGCGUAGCCUCGGCACUCUUCCCUCAGGCAAAGGGAAAAAACUGCAGUCAGAUAUUGAUGAAAAGGUCAAUGCUGAACUCGAAACACGCUUAGACGCUACUGUUCCAACGGCCACCAUUUUGCAGGAAUUCGAGACGCGCUCCUCGAACGCGGAAACAGGGAACACCAGUCAAGAUAAAACAGUGUUGUGCAUCAAUUACGCGAACCUUAUCGUCUCCAUACGCAACGAGAAAAUCGCAUCCACCGCGGAAAAGUUAUUUGGCAACCACACGGCACAAAUCGCCCGCGCAGCGUGCCUACAGAUCGAUAUUGAUUCCGAGCCACUGAAAUUGCAGUCCUCCAAUGACCCCUCCGCUUCAACACACAAGCUCAACAUGUCUCGGAUAAGCCAUGAUUUGGUCGACCAGGGCACGUCAAACUCAUUCGACGAAAGCGAAGAGAACGGUUGGCCCGUAGGAGCUCACCUUGCCAACGGUCAUCAUGUCUACUCUACGAACGGCACCAAAGACUUGCGGGAUGUCGAGAAUCAUUUGGCCGUCUUGGCAGAAGGCCCUUUCUCCUUUUUCUUCCGUGAACCCAAAUCGGACUCCUGGGCGAUUCACAAGAAAAAGAUGGAUGACUUCCUUCGCGAUAGGGAAUUAAUUCGACUCAUGGGCGAGAGUCUAAGUGGACCGGCCCUCAGAAUCAUUCGCAUGCUGAUUGACAAAGGGAAAGCAGACGAGAAAACACUUCAAGAAGUUGGCCUGUUGGGUGCAAAGGAAGUUCGGCGAUGUCUGGCACAAAUGCAAAUGAUGGGAUUCCUUGAACUGCAAGAAGUUCCCAGAGAACCGCAACGACAGCCCAAUCGCACAAUAUUUCUCUGGUUCUACGACGCCGAAAGGGUGCGAAAGGUGUUUCUGGGAAGACUAUACAAGGCAAUGUCAAGAUUAUUUCAACACCUACAACUCGAACGGGGAAAGCUUUCUUCUACCCUCAGCAAGAUUGAGCGAAGUGAUGUCCAGGGUAGUGAACCAGAAAUGCUUUCCCCCGCAGAGCUUCAAGUAUUGUAUCAAUGGCGACAAAGGGAGACAUGGCUCCUAGCAGAGAUCAAUCGGUUGGACGAUUCGGUCGCUAUUCUUCGAGAUCUAUGA
This is a messenger RNA of Rhinocladiella mackenziei CBS 650.93, 1713 nucleotides long. RefSeq lists its product as uncharacterized. Gene Ontology annotation, molecular function: single-stranded DNA binding. Gene Ontology annotation, biological process: DNA-templated transcription. The transcript has 4 exons. Gene Ontology annotation, cellular component: RNA polymerase III complex. Lineage: Eukaryota; Fungi; Ascomycota; Eurotiomycetes; Chaetothyriales; Herpotrichiellaceae. Bases 1 to 1713 code for a protein of 570 amino acids. The record is from RefSeq and is a predicted model, not a curated record.